AUGCGCUACUCAUUCAUUGCCCUUGCCUUUGCCGCAACCACUCUGGCACUUCCUACGCCCACACCUGCUCCCAAGCCCAACGACGAUGGCAGCUGGGCUCCUGGGAAGUUUGAAGGCGGAGAAACUGGCCAUGACAACGGCCAGUGGUAUCCCGGAAAAUACCCCGGAAAGCGCAACGACGAUGGCUCUUGGGCCCCCGGCAAGUACGAAGGGGGCCAGACUGGCCACGACGACGGUCAAUGGAACCCAGAAAAAUAUCCCUCCAAGAGGAACGAUGAUGGGUCCUGGGCCCCUGGGAAAUACGAAGGAGGCCAGACGGGCCACGACGAUGGCCAGUGGAAUCCCGAUAAAUACCCAAAGCGCAACGAUGACGGAUCUUGGGCUCCGGGAAAGUAUGAGGGAGGCCAAACUGGCCAUGAUGACGGCCAGUGGAAUCCCGAUAAGUACCCAAAGCGCAAUGACGAUGGCUCCUGGGCUCCUGGAAAGUACGAAGGUGGACAGACGGGCCACGACGAUGGCCAGUGGAAUCCCGAUAAAUAUCCUAAGCGCAAUGAUGAUGGCUCUUGGGCUCCUGGAAAAUACGAGGGAGGUGAAACUGGCCAUGAUGACGGCAAGUGGAAUCCAGAAAAGUAUCCUAAGCGCAAUGACGAUGGAUCUUGGGCCCCGGGAAAGUAUGAGGGCGGAGAUACCUGCUUUGACGAUGGAAAGUGGAAGCCAGAGCAGCAGAACAAUUAA
This is a messenger RNA of Clonostachys rhizophaga, 735 nucleotides long. The record is from the annotation of a GenBank genome assembly. NCBI's taxonomy places the organism in Eukaryota, Fungi, Ascomycota, Sordariomycetes, Hypocreales, Bionectriaceae.